AUACAUAGAGUAUUCAUAUUUCAGACAUUCUUACACAUGUGAGAUACUCUGUGCAGCUUAGUUGUACAUGGUACGUGACUCUGUGCACGAAUUCUUUGUUUACGCAUACACAGUAGCCUUGCAACAGCUUUGGAGGUUGGCAGAAAUAUUUCAGCAAAAAUUCAAUUGUUAUACCAUUGUCCAUUUUCUGAACGAUUUAUUUGAUUUCGUUGUUAAUAACAUAUACAAGGAAUAUUUGUAUUGCAUCGUUUGUUUAGUUGUAGUAUGUAUAUAAUAGUUUAAGGCUUAAGGAUUACUAGUUUCGGCAGAAUUAUACGUACCGUGAGAAGCUGUCAAUUAGCGAGGAGUUUCAUCAAAUAUGGCUGCGCUACCAAGAAGGAUUAUCAAAGAAACACAAAGACUAAUGCAAGAGCCAGUUCCUGGCAUCAGUGCUGUACCAGAUGAUACAAAUGCUAGGUAUUUUCAUGUAAUAGUAACUGGACCUGAAGAUUCACCAUUUGAAGGUGGACUUUUUAAACUUGAGUUGUUCCUACCAGAAGACUAUCCAAUGUCUGCUCCUAAAGUUAGAUUCAUUACAAAAAUUUAUCAUCCAAAUAUAGACAGAUUGGGCAGGAUUUGUUUGGAUAUUCUUAAAGAUAAAUGGAGUCCUGCUCUUCAAAUCAGAACAGUUCUAUUAUCAAUACAAGCACUUUUAAGUGCACCAAAUCCAGAUGACCCUUUGGCAAAUGACGUCGCUGAACUCUGGAAAGUAAAUGAAAGCGAAGCAAUACGCAAUGCCAAAGAAUGGACUCGGAGAUAUGCUAUGGACAACUGAUCUUAGAUUUUCCAUGAUGCGAAGUGAUGUCACCCCUAUCUUUCCGAGUUUACCGAUCACUUUACCCGCACCAGCUGCGUACCCUGCACCUGUGUCCACAAUUUUGCUAUAAAAAUAAUAAAAGUUUUGUAAGAGUAAACAGAAUGAAACUGUAUUUUCUAUAUCGCGGGGAAUACAAAAAUGUGUUUAGAUUUCUUCAACGGUUUGUCGAACAGACUUGUCAAGAAUCUUCUAACGUUGAAAAAGUCAAUCGUAAGAAGGUUCCUAUUUCAGGAAGAAGGUAUAAUUUUAACGAAUUGCUAGUUUUUACUUAAAAAUAUACCUUUGUAGUAAAAAUAAGUGAAUGUAGCAUGUUGCGUAAAGAUUUUUUUUUUAAAUACGAUUACAAAAUGGCUUGUGCAAUCAGUAA
Molecule: messenger RNA, 1223 nt
Organism: Bombus pascuorum
Lineage: Eukaryota; Metazoa; Arthropoda; Insecta; Hymenoptera; Apidae
Product: ubiquitin-conjugating enzyme E2 N
Exons: 3
Coding region: 359-814 (151 amino acids)
Source: RefSeq, a predicted model, not a curated record